AUGAGUUUUCCAUUAAAUGAAUCAAACAUUAGUUUUAAUGAUAUUCAUUAUCUUAACUUAGAUACUAUUGUUGUUGGAAAAGGACAUGACCGUGUUAAAUAUUUAGAUCUUGAAGGAAGAUGGAGAAGAUCAGGUUCUAGUUGUUCAGCAAUUGCUAAUGCAUUUAAUCAUAUUGAAAAAUUGAAUUAUGCUGUUUCUCCUUUAUCUGAUCUUGGAGAAUGUUCACUUAAUGCAAUUCGUGGACCAACACCUUUUACUACCAAAACAACACUUCCACUUAAAAAGAUUCCACAAGCAAUUGUUUCUGAGCCAAUUACUGUUACAAUUGAAUCUGAUGUUCCUCAAAGUCCAAGAGAACUUUUACCAUAUCGUUCAGCUGGAUAUGGUGAUGCUCAUCAAAAAAGAAGACUUUCAAUUCCAACAGAACGUUCACGAUCACCUAGUUUAUCUAGUCGCAAUGCUAGUCCUGUACCACCUGUUCAUGAUAGUAAUAUAAUAAAAGGAAAAUGGUCACCAAAACCAGGUAACAAUGAUUUAGGAUAUUCAUCAGCUCCAUCAUCUGGAUAUCCAUCACCACGAAUUAAUGACGAUCAAGAUUUUUCUCGUCCACCACAUAGAACUCAACCAUUAACACCAUUACCUAGUCCUAGAAAUGCUUAUGAUAGUGAAUAUGAUGCCAGUUAUGUCUAUAAAGCUUCAAAAGAAUACAAUGAAUCUUUCCAAGAUGUUCGUAUGACUCUUAGAGAAUCUCGUAGAAGAUUGGUUUAUGGGAAAUAA
Strongyloides ratti is the source of this 777-nucleotide messenger RNA. RefSeq lists its product as hypothetical. The transcript is spliced from 4 exons. NCBI's taxonomy places the organism in Eukaryota, Metazoa, Nematoda, Chromadorea, Rhabditida, Strongyloididae. Bases 1 to 777 code for a protein of 258 amino acids. The record is from RefSeq and is a predicted model, not a curated record.